Molecule: messenger RNA, 1318 nt
Organism: Aedes albopictus (Asian tiger mosquito)
Lineage: Eukaryota; Metazoa; Arthropoda; Insecta; Diptera; Culicidae
Product: sushi, nidogen and EGF-like domain-containing protein 1
Exons: 4
Coding region: 433-819 (128 amino acids)
Source: RefSeq, a predicted model, not a curated record
CAGCCAGUCAGUCGUUCUUCAGCCGCGCGCGAGAGUACACAGCUCGAAACGGAGAUCGCUCCUCUGGAUCAUCCUAGCAGAUCAACUUUGAUUCUCAAGAAUUCUAUAAAAAGAAAUUGUGUGAAAAGUUACAUUGAGUAAAAAAUAAGGAAGUAUCCCAGUAAAUAUAGUGUUAUCAGCGCACCGUAGAAUGAAUGAUUCCUAGUUUCGUUCCAGGCAGUGAUAGUGAAUUGGGAACGUGAUUUUUACAAAUAAUUAGUACGCUAUUGAUUGCAGAGGAAAAGUGUGCCAUCGUCGGUCUGGAAUAUAAGUGACUAGUGCAAGUGUAACGGCACAGCAUCUCAAAGGGAGCGUGCGCUGAAUGCGAUAAGAAGAGUUCGAAAACGGGAAACAGACGGAGAUAAUUUUGGAACAUCGCAGCAAGGGAGAAACAUGCAGCGGUGGAUCGUUUUAAGUGCACUCUUCGUAAUCACUUUCUCUGGCCUCAUCUACUUAAGUCGAGCAUGCGAGCUUGACCAGACGCAACAUGGCUGCCGGAUAGAUAACGGACAGUGUACGUGUGCCUUUGGAUGCAAAUCGGAGUUCCGGUACGCUACUCGUAAGGAAUGUCAAGAUGCUUUAAAGGGUCGAUCAAACGAUAUUUGCAGCAGACAACCCUGCUUGAAUGGAGGAUCAUGUACACAGGUUAGCACCAUGCCACAGUACAAGUGUCGCUGUGAAGGAACCGGAUAUUGGGGCGGUCGCUGCCAGCGUGUGUGUCCCAAACCCGAACAAGUUCCCGCCGGCACUAAAUAUCCACAUGAAUGUGUGGUGAUUUAGGUUCAAAUCUGCAGAUAAUCCAAAUAUGAACAGUUCUGUUACUUGAUCGCCACAAUAACCCGUCACACCAAAGAGGAAAUUUCACCUGUGAAAUUGUACAAAUCCAGAACAAUAAUAAUCACCAAACAAUCAACUGAUUUUCUCGAGCUUCUCUCCCCCAAAUAAAUCUGAAAUUUGUUCUUUUCAUUCGUUAAUCAGUAUCAACAGCUGAGCCCACAAUGGGCCAUGAACCGCUUCACAGUAGUUCGUAGAAACCAGCAGUCAUAUGAAGACUAUUGAUAAGCGUGCCUUUUAUCAAUCACUCUCUCUAAUAUACUCGAAUAGAUCAGCCGGGCACAUAUAACUCAUUUACAUUAUUGUAGCAGUUCUAGCAAUACGUUUUUUUUUCUUUACAGUUAAUCAGCUAUAAGUCGUAGAUAGUGAAUGUACUUUAAGUGUUCUAAUAUGUAGACAGAGAAGCAGAGCGAAAUGUAAAUAAAAGCAUGCCAUAACUACUGUA